AUGAGGGUUGCUGCAUUUAUGGAGAUAAGGUUUGUAUGUGGGAAGAUACUAUGGUUCCCUGCGGGAACAGUAAUGGGAGCAUCAGAGAUUAGCAGUGAGGAAUCUUGGCAACGAGGCAGCAGCGUGGAAAGUUACCGAAGGCUGCUUGUCUCUGCGAAGGCAGAGCAGGAUGCUGGCUGCUGGGAGGCCUGCACCCAGAAGGUCCUCUCAGAAGCAGUGAGGAUAGUGUUGCCGGAGUCGAGGACAGUGGUGGCGGAGGUGUUGGAGGGAGAAGUCCAGGAGCUGGUCGAUGGACCAGCACGCGGAAGCAGAGCAGAUCUGGUAGAUCUGGAGCAUAGGGUCAGUGACGGGGCGCUGGCGGCAAUGAAAGAUCACUGUCCCAUCACUUCUUUGUUUCUUGUCAUCCAUCGAUCCGUCAUGGAACAAAUGGACGUCGACCUCUUGAACUCUUCUCCGGAGUUCCAGGUUGAACUGAUGAACAUGAUGCUACAGUUGCAGAAACUUGCGGAAUCAUCUGAGGCCCUUCCACCCAAUGAUCACCUCUACGCUGCUCCACCGCGGACGUUCCGUGCUUCUCCCACCGCUCCGGCCUUCCACCACCCCGCCCGUGGCCCAGCCAUGGCGCCGCCGUCGAACAACCUCGCUGAUGCGGAGGCAUCGCUGCUGAGCGGCCCGUCCCUCGCGCACAGUGCUCCGACCUCGACGGCGGGGAUGAGGGACAUGAUGUUCGGCAUCGCCGCGAUGCAGCCGGUGCACGUGGAUCCGGAGUCCGUCAGGCCGCCGAAGCGCCGGAACGUGAGGAUUUCCAAGGAACCCCAGAGCGUGGCGGCGAGGCUCCGGCGGGGGCGGAUCAGCGAGCGCAUGCGGGUGCUGCAGCACAUGGUGCCCGGCGGGACCAAGAUGGACACGGCGUCGAUGCUCGACGAGGCCAUCCACUACGUCAAGUUCCUGAAGACGCAGGUGCAGUCUCUGGAGUUGGCGGCGGUGAGCCAGGGCAUGGGUCGGCCGCCGCCUCCGGCUGCAGGAUUCACGCCGUCCGACGGCAGCUACUCGUGCUUUCAUACCAUGUAUCAGCUGCAGGAUCAAGGGUUCGUGAACUUUGCCGAUGUGUAA
Messenger RNA from Musa acuminata AAA Group (dessert banana), 1113 nucleotides. RefSeq names its product transcription factor APG-like. Lineage: Eukaryota; Viridiplantae; Streptophyta; Magnoliopsida; Zingiberales; Musaceae. Gene Ontology annotation, molecular function: DNA-binding transcription factor activity; protein dimerization activity. Gene Ontology annotation, biological process: regulation of DNA-templated transcription. The transcript has 3 exons. The coding region runs from base 1 to 1113 and encodes 370 amino acids. The record is from RefSeq and is a predicted model, not a curated record.